Schizophyllum commune H4-8 is the source of this 198-nucleotide messenger RNA. RefSeq lists its product as uncharacterized. Gene Ontology annotation, cellular component: nucleus. Gene Ontology annotation, biological process: regulation of DNA-templated transcription. Gene Ontology annotation, molecular function: zinc ion binding; DNA-binding transcription factor activity, RNA polymerase II-specific. NCBI's taxonomy places the organism in Eukaryota, Fungi, Basidiomycota, Agaricomycetes, Agaricales, Schizophyllaceae. Bases 1 to 198 code for a protein of 65 amino acids. The transcript is spliced from 4 exons. The record is from RefSeq and is a predicted model, not a curated record.
AUGUCUCAAUCGGCCAACUCCUCGAUGAGCGCUCUCAACUACGACGGCCCUCGCGUCCCGCGUCGCACCCCCAUGGCUUGCGAAUUUUGCCGCGCGCGUAAGCUCAAGUGUGACGGUGGCCGCCCGUCCUGCGCCAACUGCGAGAAGAAGAAGUUCCCGUGCAACUACGUCCCUGUCGGUGACAAGUCGAAGAAGUAG